AGCCAACCACACCGUCUUCCCUUUCCAGCCUUUAGCCAACCCCCAGGACAGAGGCAAACGUCCAACGAAGCAGCAGCAGCAGCAGCCAAAUUGAAACCUCAACAACGUUCUCUUCACCUUCUUCCUCCCAUCUUCUUCCUUUCCUUUCCAUCAAAUUCAUUCAUGACAAUGGCUGCUGCCAUCUAGUCCUUUUCCUUCACUGACAGACCAAAUCUCAACAACGCUCUCUUCGUUCCUUUCUUCCCCAUCCCAUUUAUUUUAUCAUCUCUCUCUCUCGUGUCUCGUCCUUCUUUCUGACAUGAAGCCUCUGCUGCGGCUGCUGCCGCCCCGUUCCCGGCCUCUCUUGUUCCUUUUGGCGACGGCGAUGGCGGUGGUGAUGGUAGAUUCAGAUCUGGCAUCCGAUAGGGCUGCGCUUGUGGGCCUCCGCAGCGCUGUCGGCGGCAGAUCUCUCUUGUGGAACUUGUCCGACACUCCCUGCAAUUGGGCCGGUGUUACUUGCGCCGGGAACAGAGUUGUCGAGCUCCACUUCCCCGGGAUGGGUCUCUCCGGCGAGCUCCCUGUAGGGCUCGGCAACCUCACCCAGCUUAACACUCUUUCCGUCCGUUUCAACGCGCUCAGAGGGGGGGUUCCGGCCGACAUCGCAAAUCUCGGGUUGCUCAGGAAUCUCUAUUUACAAGGGAACUUCUUCACCGGUGAGAUUCCGGCUUUCCUGUUCGGUCUGCAGAACUUGGUGAGGCUCAAUUUGGCGAAUAAUAACUUCUCCGGCCCAAUCUCGCCGGAAUUGAACAAGUUGACCCGGUUGGGCACGCUGUAUUUGGAGGGCAAUCAGCUCACGGGUCCAAUCCCCAACCUCAAUGCUUCCCCGCUCGAUCAGUUCAACGUCUCUUUCAACAAUUUGGCCGGGCCAAUCCCUCCGGCUCUCACCGGGAAACCGGCCACAGCUUUCGAAGGCAACUCCCUGCUCUGUGGGAAACCCUUGGCUGACUGCAAUGGUAGUUCCGGAAAUGGAACUUCGAGCGGAGGCAGUUUGUCUGGCGGCGCAGUGGCCGGCAUCGUAAUCGGGUGCGUGAUUGGGUUUCUGUUGCUUUUGAUGAUUUUGCUCUUCUUGUGCCGGAGAAGGAAACCUUCGAAAGAGGUUGCCAACAAGGACAUUGAGGAGCCGAACCAGAGCGAGAUGCAGAACCCUUCAGCGGCGGGCGAGGGAGCCAAGUCGAGCUCAGCGCACUCCGUCGCAGCGGCGACGGGAGCCAAGGUGGACGCCAAGGGUCUAGCCAGUAAGAGUCUGGUGUUCUUCGGGAACACUCCAAGGAAUUUCAAUCUAGAAGACUUGCUGAGAGCUUCUGCUGAAGUACUGGGGAAGGGAACUUUUGGGACGACAUACAAGGCUACCUUGGAGAUGGGUGUAGUGAUGGCGGUGAAGAGGUUGAAGGAUGUGAUCGUGAGUGAGAAGGAGUACAGAGAGAAGAUCGAAGGAGUUGGCAAGAUGAAUCAUGAGAAUUUGGUUCCAUUGAAAGCCUAUUAUUUCAGCAGAGAUGAAAAGCUUCUGGUUUAUGAGUACAUGUCCGUGGGAAGCUUGUCUGCACUUUUACAUGGAAACAGAGGAGCAGGGAGGACACCAUUGAACUGGGACACAAGGUCAAUCAUAGCCCUUGGAGCUGCCAGAGGGAUCGCAUACCUACAUUCGCAAGGCUCCACAAUCUCUCACGGGAACAUAAAAUCAUCAAACAUCCUCCUCUCCAAAUCCUACGAAGCCCGUGUCUCUGAUUUCGGCCUAGCCCAAGUUGCAGGCCCUGCCCCAAACCCUAGCCGAGUGGACGGAUACCGUGCUCCCGAAGUAACCGAUGCUCACAAGGUGUCCCAGAAGGCAGACGUCUACAGCUUCGGUGUCCUGCUGCUGGAGCUUCUCACUGGGAAGGCUCCCACGCAUUCGCUGACCAAUGACGAAGGUGUGGACCUUCCGAGAUGGGUUCAGUCGGUGGUGAGGGAGGAAUGGACCGCCGAGGUGUUUGAUCUCGAGCUGCUUCGCUACCAGAAUGUGGAGGAAGAGAUGGUUCAGUUGUUGCAGCUUGCCAUUGAUUGUAGUGCUCAGUAUCCAGACAGACGCCCUUCCAUGGCUGAGGUGAGUAGCAGGAUUGACGAGAUUUGUCGAUCCAGCGGCUCGCAAGAUGGUGGCAUUGUGGAUGAAACGUCGCAGCAAACUUACUCGGUUGAUUCAGGGGCUCCACCAUCCGCGUGAUCAGGACAGGACAGCUGAGCUAGCUGCUGCAACAAACGGGAAUAAAAGUGGUACAAACCGAAUUGGGGCGUGCAGAGCAGAGCUUCUUCUCUUUCCUUCUUUGAUCCAAUAUUUCAUUUGCAUUAGUUCAAGAUUGAUAUCAUUGUUCAUUUCAUUCUUGUGGAAGAAAAGGUUUCAUCCUGUUUGAUUUGUGUUCAAAAUUUUAUUGAGAUAGAAGAGAGAGUCGUUUCAUUUUUACCCAUUUUUUCUUGGAUUUUUUGCAUUUUGUUUCGAAUAUUGUGGAUGGAAGUGUGAAUGAUGAAACGAUAACUAGCAAGUUUGUUUUCAUUUGGAUAUUACUCAACGUAUUCCUCUUAACUUUUUUGCAUGCCCUCAUCAGUUGGUAGAAAAUGUUGGUUAC
Linum tenue is the source of this 2636-nucleotide messenger RNA. The record is from the annotation of a GenBank genome assembly. NCBI's taxonomy places the organism in Eukaryota, Viridiplantae, Streptophyta, Magnoliopsida, Malpighiales, Linaceae.